Molecule: messenger RNA, 4182 nt
Organism: Aethalodelphis obliquidens (Pacific white-sided dolphin)
Lineage: Eukaryota; Metazoa; Chordata; Mammalia; Artiodactyla; Delphinidae
Gene: ZFP41
Product: ZFP41 zinc finger protein
Exons: 2
Coding region: 619-1215 (198 amino acids)
Biological process (GO): regulation of transcription by RNA polymerase II
Molecular function (GO): DNA-binding transcription factor activity, RNA polymerase II-specific; RNA polymerase II cis-regulatory region sequence-specific DNA binding
Source: RefSeq, a predicted model, not a curated record
CCCGCUCGCCACGACUAGAGAAAGCCCACACGCAGCAACAAAGACCCAACGCAGCCAAAAAUAAAUAAAUUAAUUAAUUAAAGAAGAAGAGAAUUCCUCGGUUAGCAACUGAGUAAACGAUGAUGCCAUCGACUGAGAUGAGGAAAACUGGGAACAGUGAGGUUGUGGGGGGUGGGUUUCUGGGAAAUAAGUGCUCUGUUUGGUCAUGUCCAGCCUGAGACUCGUUAGAGGUCCAGGUGGGAUACGUGAGCAGGGGAGGGAAGGGGGCCAUGUUCCCAUGCCUCCCCCACCCCUUCCCUGCCCAUCUGCCCCUUCAUAACUCAGCACUCAGAGACCUCAUGGCUGUGUUCCUCCCAAACACUCGUUUAAUCUGAUGUUCGUGGUCUUGUUUCUCUCCAGCCUCAGAAGGGUUGUUGGUGCUCUUCUCUUUGUUGCAGUUUCUGUUCCAGAGCUGCAGUUACCAGCUUGGGAAGCACAGCAUUGUGUCCUAAAGCAAGACCUUUCUGAAGAAGUGGAGUCACCAGGGGGUUCGUGAGGCUGGAGGACUUUGCUGCUGGCCAUUCUCCUUGGCCCUUGCCGGCUUCCAGUGGUCCUUCCUCUCUCCUGGGGACAAGAAGGAUGGAAAAGCCCACAGGCAAAAAAAAGAAGGCACAGACCCCAGAGGAAGAAGUGCGUGUUCAGAAGGACACUCCCAAGGAAGAUAAAGCAUCUAGGAAAAAGAAGCCAAACCAGAGAUCCACUUUGGCCAAAAAGCACAGUAAGGAACCCAGCCUGAGUCGUGAGGACGAGGAACACAUGUUUGAGGCCUUCAGUGCUACAUUUAAAGAUGACUUUGAGGGGGUUCCUGUGUUCACUCCCUUCCAGAGGAAGAAGCCCUACGAAUGCAGCGAAUGUGGGCGCGUCUUCAAGCACAAGACGGAUCACGUUCGCCACCAGAGAGUCCACACUGGAGAGAAGCCCUUCCAGUGCGCCCAGUGCGGGAAGACAUUCAGGCACAGCUCAGACGUGACCAAGCACCGGAGGAUUCACACCGGAGAAAAGCCCUUUAAGUGCAGUGAGUGCGGCAAAGCCUUUAACUGUGGCUCAAAUCUCCUAAAACAUCAGAAAACCCACACUGGAGAGAAGCCGUACGAAUGUAAGGAAUGUGGGAAAACCUUUGCCUACAGCUCAUGUCUUAUUCGCCAUCGGAAACGUCACCCACGGAAGAAGCACUGAGUGUGGGCAAGCCAUCCAGACUCAGAGCUUGUGCCCGCGAAAACUGUCCUGGCAGGCCUGCCUGGGGCUCCUCCUCCCUGGCGUCUGAUCGGGCUGGGGGUCCUGCCGUCACCAGGAAAACCGCCCCAGCCAGGUCAGCAAACACCGGUGUGGCCAGAGACCUUUCUGGUCUAGAGAAUCUCCAGGGCAAGACAUCAUGAUAACAAGGCAGCUCCUCACAGCUGUGGCACCAGGGAGGCGAGUGUACAAACUGCUGUCCAGGGGACAGGCUUCAGACCCGAGCACAGUCAGCACCUCCCACUGCCACCUCCGCCUGUGACUCCCAUGCUGGCUUCGGCCCUCCCACUGGCUCCUUUGAAGACUGUGCUGCAGACCUUUGGCCCACUGGGUCCCAAGUCCAUCUCCAUGCAGCCCGGCAGGAGGCCUGUGGCCCUGAGCUGGAUGGCAGUGCUUCCGCAGCGAGCACUGGGGACCCCAGUGUCCCCCUGGCUGGCUCUGGUGGCGGUGCUGUGCUUUGUCCUCUGCCUUCCCUCCUCUCUGGAGAACCAUUCCUUGAACUUGGCCCCUGCUCCCAGGAACUGGGCUCUCUGUGUGUCCUCCCACAUCAGCCAUCAUCCCAGCUGAGCAGCCUUGACUCACCAGGUGGACCACUCAGGACACUAAAUGCUGCCACUGUGGGCGCUUCCUGCCCUGGCUGUGUGAGGCCCCGGGAUGUUGACGGCAGCUUGGAUGCAGCCUUUGCCUGCCAUGCGGCCUUUCAGACACGAGACGGUGGGCCUGCCCCCCAGGGCCAGCUCUCCGUGCAGGUACUUCUGUCCUUUUUCGGCUGUGAAAGCAGAUCCGCCCCAAAGCAAGAAGUUCCUGAUGAAAUAUGCGUGAAAAAGAACCUCACAACUAGCAAAACUUCCACGUUCCUGAGCUCCAGGGAGGAACAGAGAUCAAGAAGGAAGGGAAGAGAAAGGCCGUGGUAAGAAAGGACACCCCUGCGGUCCACAUGGCUAGGCUGCAGGAGGGGCGUGCGGGGACACGGCGCGGAGGGCUGUCACUGCAGCGCGGGCGCUGUCACUACAGGGCAGGCAUUGUCACCGCAGGGCAGGUGGCCGGGCAGCAGACACUCCACCCUCGGGCAGUGCCUGCCGUCGGGUCAGGUGGAGGUGGAGGGAAGUGUUCCGUCUGAUAGGCCGUGUGAAGGCAGUGAGAUGAAAAGGGGAAGCAACCGCAGGGAGACGUCUCGAGAUUCUGAGGCGCUCAGCCCCUCCCCCUCAGCCAGGAGUGCUGUAGGACAGGCUCCAGGAGGAAAGAGCUGCAGGCCAAGUCAGAACCUCCUUGGCCUCGGAGCUUGUCCCGGCAAACGCCCUUCAGGGUGUCCCCUCCCCACUGAACACAGGAGAACGGUUAAAGCAGCGACCGCAAAAACACGUCAGGGCACCUGAGUUACCGCGCAGGCUCCCCGCUGCCGGGGCCAGCACGGAGGGCGCUGGGACGGCAUGACCUGGCGUCAGAGCGAAGGCACAGAGGACCUUGAACGGGCGUGGGGACACCUGCGGAUGUCCCGGGGACGUGACGUCUGUGGUCCUUCGUGCCAGACCCUGUGCUCUGAGGGCAGCUGGCGGUGCGGGCCACGGAGCAGGCGGGGCCGAUGGGCUUCAGCCCAGGUCGCCCUCGCCAGUUCCACUGCACCCCUGGGGAGGCUCUGGGCACCAGCAUGUCACCUGGGCUUCAUUUCUAAUGGCCGCUCAUGUCUGUCCCCAUUUUGGGCACCGAGAUGUGAUCAUUCCUUUCUUCUGCCGGUGAGCUAGACACCAAGACGCGCUGCAGAGUGACACUGGGCUGGCCUGGGCCCUGGGGGCAAGGCCAGGGCUCCGAGUCGCCCUGCUUGCAGUAGAAGCCCCUGGUGUGGGGGCACUUGGGCAUUUGCUCUGGAGCAGCACAGACAGAGGUCACGGUGAGGGUGGGGUUUUCAGUAAGCUAAGAUGGCGGGGUAAAGGGGGUGUCUCGAGGCCCACGGAAGCAGUGUUGGGACCAGAGAGGGAAAUGGCGGGGGACAGGGCGGGAGUGACCCGGGAUCCACUGCCUGGGGUCAGGGCUGUGCUCUGAGAGGCAGCCGGUGUCUUCAAGGACCCCUGCCCCGAGCUCGGAGUUCACUGCCUCCUGGCUGCUUGCGCACAAACUCCAGCCACCUGUCAGCAAAGCCGGGAGCCGGAGGUCCUCCCCUUGACCAGAGCCCCUACAGGAUCCAGGCCCAGCCACAGGGCGAGGCUGACGCUGCGGACUCCACGGACGGGGAUUUCCAAGGCCUGAGGACAGCCGUCCCUCGGGAUGAGCUCCCAGCGCCCCGGCCCCACUGCCCACAGCGAUCUCGGCACUGGGAGGCCCCGGUGUCAGGUACGUCCGACACAACCUGCGAGCUCCCUGUGGGCCCGCGUGGCCUGUGUCCCCGCAGCCUCACCCACGCAGCAUCCUGGUCCUGUUUGCCUUUAGUGUCCUGCCUCUUGGUGUUACUGCGUGUUUGUUUCCUGGAGAGCUUCAGCACUGGGGGUGCUGCUCGUCUCAUGACCCCUGGUGGACCGAGGUGGCCAUGGGCUACAAACGCCUGUGCACAGCGGGUGGCCUUGGGCCUGUGCUGGGGCGGAUGCUUUCCCCAGUCUAGUGUUGCUGACUGUUAUUUUUAGUCCUAGAAAUGCAACUUUCCAACUAGUCAAAUUUGUUGAACUUUUACUUGAUUAUAUUUUCACAUCCUUCAGUCCGUGGAAAGCAAGUGUGGUCUACCUUUGGGGUAGAUGUUCUCUUUUGUUCUCUCCUCGCUUUCCCGGGGCUUGCUUUUCACGCGGUGUUCUCUUAACCCAGACGGCUGUUGCGCUGGUCCCCACGUUUCUUCCCAGAUGCUCUGGGCAUCCGUCAGUGCUUCCUUGUCCUGCUGCCUCUGGAUCUUGUUUUCUCCUACAAUAAACAUCUGUUCUGACCUGU